Scedosporium apiospermum is the source of this 1167-nucleotide messenger RNA. RefSeq lists its product as uncharacterized. NCBI's taxonomy places the organism in Eukaryota, Fungi, Ascomycota, Sordariomycetes, Microascales, Microascaceae. The record is from RefSeq and is a predicted model, not a curated record. Gene Ontology annotation, biological process: lipid metabolic process. The transcript is spliced from 2 exons. Gene Ontology annotation, molecular function: phosphoric diester hydrolase activity. The coding region runs from base 1 to 1167 and encodes 388 amino acids.
AUGGAGCUUCACCAUCACCAGGGCACACUCUCUCAAAGAAGUUCGUUCGAGUCCACCGUAUAUGACGACAGUUGUGCUCAAGCAUCUAAACUAGAAAGCGGCCGGUCUUUGCUGCGCGGGUUUCCAUCUGACACCGGUGAAUCGAGGACGAGGGGCUCAUUCGAAUCCGAUGAAUUGCUCAAAGUGAAAUCCGAAUUCUACGAGGAAGAUGAUGAUGUCCUCAUUAUCUACGGGCGUCGCGUAGGCCGCGGCACCGUCCUCUGCGGAGUUUUGCUCAUCUUCAGUGUACUUCUCUUUUCAGUCGUGGGCAUUCCAACCUUCAUUGCCCGGUUAAUAUAUGCGGACUCGUCAUACAUCGAAAAGCCGAAUCCGAUAUCUUGCCAUUCGCACAAUGAUUAUUGGCGCAAGGAGCCCGUCUUUUCCGCAUUAAAGACGGGCUGCAUCGGCAUCGAGGCCGAUGUUUGGCUAGUGGAGGGUGAUUUGUGGAUCGCCCAUGAGUGGUCAGACCUUAGGAGAGGGGUUACUUUCACCAGUCUCUACGUGGAGCCUCUUGUCAAGCUUCUAGAACAAAGGAACUCGUACUCCCUCGAGCACGGCUGGACGCACAACGGAGUCUACGAGACGGCCCCCAAUCAGACCCUGGCCCUCGUCAUCGACCUAAAGAGCGAGAGCCGUGACACAUGGCCGGUCGUCCAGGCCCAGCUUCAACCUCUGCGAGAACGAGGCUGGCUUACCCAUGUGACCGACGGCAAGGUCAUCUAUCGCCCCAUUACCGUUGUUGGGAGUGGUAACACAGACUUCUCGACCCUGAGGUCGAACUCGACAUUCCGCGACUCCUUUUUCGACGCGCCCUUGAAUGCCCUCGCGGAUUCCGAAUACGACGCCACCAAUUCCUAUUACGCCAGCGUCUCCUUUACCGAGCACCUGGGCAUUUCCCUAACCGGGUUCCUAACGCAGGGUCAAAUCGAGAGGUUGAGGAGGAGCGUCAGGGAAGCCCAUGCCCGCGGCCUCAAGGCUAGGUACUGGGGGGCGCCGGCGUGGGCUUUAAGUGUUAGAGAGCGGGUCUGGAAGGUCUUGUCGGAUGAAGGGGUGGACAUCGUUAAUGUCGAUGAUUUGCAGAGCUUUCGGGACUGGACUACUGCAAGAGCGGAACUGCAGGAUGAGUAA